This is a messenger RNA of Zea mays, 1191 nucleotides long. RefSeq lists its product as uncharacterized. The record is from RefSeq and is marked predicted. NCBI's taxonomy places the organism in Eukaryota, Viridiplantae, Streptophyta, Magnoliopsida, Poales, Poaceae. The coding region runs from base 127 to 921 and encodes 264 amino acids. The transcript has a single exon.
ACACACCGAUCGCGAAACUGCUUCCUAGCUUCGUUCCGGUUCCGGAGCGCCAGAGAGAGAAAGAAAGGGAAAAGAAGCGCCUUUGCCCACCGCGCGAUCGAUCGAUCCGGGGUCCGGCGGCCUGCCAUGGUGAAGCUGGCGACGGCCAGGGAGGCGCGGCUGUACGGGCCGGCGCUGGCGGCGAGGCGGUGGGAGUACAUCAACGCGGGGACAUACGUGUUCGCGGCGCUGCUCCUGGUCCUGGCGGCGGCGCUGUCCAUGUCCGUGUCCGCGGCCAGGCUGGGGCUCGCCGUAGGCGCCGUGGCGCUGGCGGCCGUGGCGGCCGUCAACGCACACGACCUCGCCGCGCACCUGGCUGGCGUCGACUGCCGCGUGGGACUGGCGAGGUACGAUGCCCAGCUCGGGCUCGUGGAGUUCCUCGUGCCGGCCGUGCACGCAGCCGGGUGCGCGCUCGCCGCCGCCGGCCUGGCGCUGCUGGCCUCCCCCCACUCCCACUCCCAGUCCCAGCAGCGGCACGCGGCGACCAUGCUGCUCGUCGCGGCGCUGCUGUGGGUGCUGGGCUCCGUGCUCAACUCCUGCCAGGUGUACGAGCGCGCCGACGGCCGCGCGCAGCUGCUGCAGUCGGGCGUGCAGGUGCCUCAGCUGCUGGGGAGCCUUCUGUUCCUGGUCGCCGCGGCGCUGAACCGCCCCCGCAGCGGCGGCGAGCCGGCGUGGCUGUGCCUGGUCGGGAGCGUGCUGUGGCUGGCGGCAGCGCUGCUCAACGUGCUGAAGGUGUUCGCCAUGCACCAGAGCGACGCGCUGCGGCUGGAGAAGCUCCGCGGCGGCGCGCAGGAGUGGCUCAGCCGCGACCGCGAGGGCCGCGUGCCGCUCAACUGGGAGGAGGCCGCCAGGAGACGGGCGCUGCCCACCGAGCUCCGGUGAUCAUCGCCCGCGCCAGGCGCCACCCAUCAUUUCCCGUGCCGUAAAAUGAGGGGAAAAGGGUAGAUAAAUAAAUUGUUUCAGCGCCACCCUUUUGGGCCGUUGCUUGGGCUCAAUGGAGGCCCGAAGCCCCGGAUUGUAGGGCCCAUUAGCUGCUGGAGCUUAUCGCAUUCCAUUUCCUAUGUCCGAGUCCCUUGCGGCUCCUUUGGAAGGAAAAGGAAUGAGAGAAUUAAGAGAUGGAUUGAAGAGGGUUGGAAGGAUUAAAUUUCUUUA